AUUAUUAUUAUUUUACAUGGAGGUUUGAACUACCACGAUCAAUGCUAUGAAAUUCUGGCAGUUGUACUUUGGCAAGGCACGAACACUCUUUGGCAAAGAAGGCAUAACGCCUUCUAAAAUUACAACUUCCCAUGAGUUUGAGCUGUUAGGAGGCCUGAGUAUUGAAUUUACUAUACAGAACUAUGCCCCCUCCUGUAGUUAAGCAAACCAACAUACUUUACUUAUUGUUUUAAGGAUGUCCUUUCUGUUUCUGCUAUUGGCUCAUGCAAUGUCGUUUUCUUUUUUAUCCCUUUCAGUCUCAGUCCUAUGCCCAGUUUUUGCUGGAAUAACCUCAACGUUGAGGGGAUGAACUGGUCCUCAUACCGAGAACUCUUGAGUGGCGUGAACAAGUACUCCACCGUUGUGGGCCGCGUGUGGCUGACGGUAGUCUUCGUCUUCCGUUUCCUUGUCUAUGUGGUGGCAGCUGAAGACGUCUGGUCUGAAGACCAACAGGACUUUGUGUGUAACACGGGUCAACUUGGCUGCACCAAGAGCUGCUACAACCAGUUCUUCCCCAUCUCUCACAUCCGUCUCUGGGCCCUCCAGCUUAUCCUUGUGACCUGCCCUUCUCUUCUCGUUCUCCUGCACGUGGCCUACCGGGAAGCCCGACAGCAGAAGCACAUUGAGGAAGCUGGAAAACGCUGCCGUUCUCUCUACUCCAACUUCAGCAAGAGUCACGGAGGUCUUUGGUGGACCUACUUCCUCAGCAUCCUUGUCAAGGUGGCCGUAGACCUCACCUUCCUCUACAUCUUCCACUGCCUCUACCCAAACUUCAAGCUGCCCACAAUGGUGACCUGUGAUGCCUUCCCCUGUCCCAAUGUAGUCACCUGCUUCAUUUCCAAGACAACAGAAAAGAAUAUCUUCUCAUACUUCAUGGCAGCUAUUGCCAUGCUCUGUGUCAUUCUCAACAUCUGCGAGGUGGGCUAUGUAGUAGUCAAGAAAUGCACCAAGAUUUCAGUCUCCAAGAAGCCAGUGGACGUUUUUGAAACAGACACUCACAUCUCCUUUUAGUUAACCCAGGAGAUAAAAGAGAUACCGUAUAUACUUGAGUAUAAGCCAACCCAAAUAUAAGCCGAGGCACUUAAUUUUACCACAAAAAACCUGGGAAAACAUUGACUCCAGUAUAAGCUGAGAUACCAAUAAAAUUACCGUAUAUACUCGAGCAUAAGCCGACCCGAAUAUAAGCCGAGGCACCUAAUUUUACCACAAAAAAACUGGGAAAACGUUGACUCCAGUAUAAGCCGAGAUACCAAUAAAAUUAUCAUAUAUACUUGAGUAUAAGCCAACCCGAAUAUAAGCUGAGGCACCUAAUUUUACCACAAAAAAACCCGGGAAAACAUUGACUCCAGUAUAAGCCAAGAUACUAAUAAAAUUACCGUAUAUACUCGAGCAUAAGCCGACCCGAAUAUAAGCCAAGGCACCUAAUUUUACCACAAAAAACUGGGAAAACAUUGACUCCAGUAUAAGCCAAGAUACCAAUAAAAUUACCAUAUAUACUUGAGUAUAAGCCGACCCGAAUAUAAACC
This is a messenger RNA of Anolis carolinensis (green anole), 1565 nucleotides long. Its product is annotated as gap junction beta-4 protein-like. The transcript has a single exon. The coding region runs from base 307 to 1050 and encodes 247 amino acids. Gene Ontology annotation, cellular component: connexin complex. The record is from RefSeq and is a predicted model, not a curated record. NCBI's taxonomy places the organism in Eukaryota, Metazoa, Chordata, Lepidosauria, Squamata, Anolidae. Gene Ontology annotation, biological process: cell-cell signaling. Gene Ontology annotation, molecular function: gap junction channel activity.